This is a messenger RNA of Belonocnema kinseyi, 7247 nucleotides long. Its product is annotated as probable helicase senataxin. Lineage: Eukaryota; Metazoa; Arthropoda; Insecta; Hymenoptera; Cynipidae. Bases 204 to 6773 code for a protein of 2189 amino acids. Gene Ontology annotation, molecular function: transcription termination site sequence-specific DNA binding; protein binding; helicase activity. The transcript has 16 exons. The record is from RefSeq and is a predicted model, not a curated record. Gene Ontology annotation, biological process: termination of RNA polymerase II transcription. Gene Ontology annotation, cellular component: nuclear body.
GUCAGAUUCGUCACACAAUGAAAACUGAUGAAAACGUUGAAAGCCCCGAUUAUUGUGUAAUAAAGUUGAUAAACAUUGAUUAAUUAUCUUCAGUAUGGAUUCUCCGGGUUAAAUCAGGAAAAGGAAGAAUGGUAGUGCUUCUGGAGUAUAGGGAAGGUUGUAACUUUUUAAGACACCAUCGCUAAUAGAUCAAUUCAAUAACCAUGGAGAUUAUCCUGAGGCGUAUCAAACAGGGCCAGUUAACAGACGAAACUUGGUCUUUAACACAGAAAAAAAGGUAUACCGUUGGGCGCAAACGAGACUGCGAUAUAAGACUGUAUUCAAAAUUAGUGUCACGAAGACAUUGUAUAUUUCACCACACAAACGAUGGCAUAUUCGUCGAAGUUUUGAAUAGUUCUGCCGGUUUGAAAAUUAACACAAUAUCUCCAGCAACAGGAGCGAUGGUUCAGUUGAAUAACAGCGACAUCAUUAUUAUCGGACAUGAAUUCAUGUAUGAACUACAAUUUCAGGCUCUUUCGAAAUUAGAAAAUCCAGAAUUUAAAUUUAGUCCCAAUCCUGAUUUAACUGGAAAUGGGAUAAAUUUGAUCAAAAGGGAACUGGAAGAGGAUGAAUCGGAUGCCCCACAACCUAAAAAAGCUGCGAAAUUGACGACGAGCGAAACUUGUUCAGAAGCAUUAGUGCGCUCUCCAAUGGUGGAUGAAUUACGAAAUGAUUUAAUGGAUAUUUCUCCCGGAGCGAGUCCUCAAAUUACGUUCGAGAUGCUGUUCAAACCCGAGGAACAGGAUACAAAAUCUUCACUACUACCCCUUUUAGAUCAAGAAAAUUCCAGGCUAACGUUGGACAGACGAUCUUUAGAAAGUAGAUUACAAGAUUUUCAACCUGUUUUUGAAAGAGCUUUUGGUGAUUCCAUUCCCUCAUCUCAAGUAACAUCUGCAUUAGAUAACAGAAUAAAAAAUAUAGGACCCUUUAUCGAGAAGAUGUUGCAGGAAAGUUCAUCAAAAAUAAAAUUUCCUAAUUUCGCGUUGCAACCGGUUAUUAAAACAGAAACUCUAGAUCUACCAAGUGAGCCAGGUAUUCUGAAUAUUCCUGUUGAAUUCGGACCACAAAAUGAAAUUCGAGAAACAGAGCUGAAUCCAGAAACACAGCCGUUUGUUAAAAUAGAAAAUCCAGACAUUCCAGCGACUAAUUUGACGUUCUUCGCAAAUAAGACUCCGGAAAGGGAUUCUAUAAACCAGAACUUGCCUUCCGAAAACUCAGAACUUCCAUCAAGUGCAUCCCAAGAAGUUUUUCUUAAUCAGAGUUGCCUGCUUGAAAAUUCGAAGUUUCCUUCUAGGCCAAAAACCCCAGACCUGGACGAAGGAAUGCAAAUCGAGAUCGAGGAAGAGAUAAAACCCGUCCUUCCCUACCUAGAAACAGAUUCUUCCAACGACUUAAAUUUGGAGCGUAAAAUAGAGCAGAUUUGUAGUCCAACCAUGGAGGUUAAAACUGAAAAUACUAAUUUUUCGAGAGAAGCAAUGCUUCUUAGAAUUCGGACUGAUCUUGGAAUCAGGAAAAACAGUGGAUCAGUUGAUCCUUCGAUUGAGAAUCACUUUCAACCUGCCAAUGAAACUCAUCCAGAUACAUCAGAUAAUUUAAAUUUUCUUCCAGAUCAAAGCAAUUUAAGAUUUAGUAUUAAAAGAGAAAUAUCCGAACCCAUUGACGCUCCUGAAUUAGAAAUUAUUCCAGUGGAAGUAAGCUGUUUAGGAACAUUGAUAAUAGAAGAGAAUCCUAAUUUUGAACCUUUCGCUGAAGUAGCAAUCAUUGGAGAACGAAAGCCUCAAAAACGGAGGCGAAGACAUGGAAGCCCAGAUAACUUAGGAUUAAAUAAUUAUGGAUUUAAAAUAAAAGAAGAACCGCAGAUAGAGCAAAUCGAUAUAAAUAAACCAGUAAAGGAAGAACCCAGCGUAAAUUCAGUAAAUUUUUCCGAGUCGGGACCUUCACUCUAUGAAAAUUUGAAUAAAAGUUGCGAAAGUAAUUCGGAAUCUCUCGCAAAAAGGAUCAGUUCUGAGACUAUUGAUUCGUCAUUGCGGACUUCAAAGAAAAUGAAGAAGGAAUCAGGGAAUGAAAGUUCCAGUUCGGAUUCAGAAAGUUGGGAUGAUGGUUCCGUUGAUUCAGAUGCGACAACAGAUACUGAAAGUACGAACGUAGUUGCGAAAAAGAAAGUUGAAAAUGUACAUGAGAUUAGUGCUAGUAGGCAUAAGAGUUCUUCUAAACUUACAUUUACUGAAGAAAAUUUGCAAAUAACCAAAAAUCGAGAAGAAAAUCAAAUUCUUCAAAGGGCGGAGAGGCCUGAAAAGCCAGAAAAUCGAAGAUUGGAAAAAGCAAAAGCAUUCAAAAAAGGGAAAAGUGCAGUUGGAAGUGAAGUUGUGAUAUCUAAAAAAGUACAAAAUGUUCCUUAUAGGCAUAGUCAUAGCGAUAAAGAUAGGGAAGUAGUUAAUUUAAAAGAUAGUGAUAAGGGAAGGAUGAGUGAGACGGAGAAUGAUAGGAGAAAGGAAAAAAAUAAAGAUAGAGGGGACAAAGAGAGGAAGAGGCAUAAGGGAAAAGUUAGAGAUAGGAAAAAAGAAAGGACGAAUAAUAGAGAAGAGAAGGUUCACAAGGAAAUGAAGGAUAAAGAGUUCAAGGAAAAGAAUUAUAAGGAAGGCAAAAACCGAAAAAGGAAGGAAGUUGAGGAGAAAAGAAAGCCAGAUAAGAAGAAAGAAAGAAGCAGCCAUAAAGAAAAAGAAAGGAUCGAAAUUAAAGAUGAUCACAAAAGAAAGGAAAAUUCCAAAUCAAAGGAAAGCCCAAAACCAGAAGAAAGACCCCAGAAAAUCGACUUCACUCUUUCCAGAAGAUCUGAUUUGCAAGAGAGAAGUUCCUCAAAAGAAAAUUACAAACCUCCUGAAAAGGAAGAGAAGACGAUUUCAAUUGAGACGAUGAAUCGUAAUUACCUAGGCGCGAAGGUUCUUGAUGAUGAUGAUGAUCUUCCAGAAGAGAGGGGACGAUCGCUCGAUGUUAGGAGUCGUCCCAAAUCUGUGAAAUUUAAUGGACGUGGCAAGGAAUCUGAAGAUCAAGGAAUUGGACCUGCAGGUGUUAAGAAAAAGUUGAAUCUUCUGGAAUAUAAAAGAAGAUUAGCCAAUAGUGGAGAACCCCAAUCUGUCACAAGUAAUAGGGGAUCAUCUUGGGAUCAAAAUGUUAGUUCUAGAGGAUUGGAAGCUGAAGUUCGUGCACCAAGUUCUUCAGAUCCCAGAUAUCAAUCAAACUCAAGAGAACAAUAUCUCAUAAAUAACAGAAAAUUGCCUCAGGAACAGGAAUUUUGUCCUCUUGAACUAGAUAAUCAGCUUUUUGGGCCUAGCACUUCAGAUCUUAUAAAUAGGAACGUUGGAGGUCAAAUUAUUAGUACUAAAACCCCAGAAAAUAUUCGUGAACUAAAAUCUUUUGAUCCUAGAAAGCAAUCAAGGCUUGAGGAAGCCCAACCUUUUAUUAACAGCAUGGUAUCAUCUAGAGAUCAAAAUAUAAGUCUCAGGAGAUUGGAAGCUGAACUUCCGGCACCAAGUUCUUCAGAUCCCAGAAAUCAAUCAAUCCCAAGAGAGCUUCAUCUUAUGAAUAACAGCAGAUUGCGUCAGGAUCAGGAAUUUUGUCCCAUAGGACUAGAUAAACAGCUUUUUGGGCCCAGCACUUCGGAUCUUAGAAAUGAGGACUUUAGAGGUCAGAUAAUUAGUACUGAAGUCCAGGAAAAUAUUCGUGAAUCAAAAUCUUUAGACCCUAGAAAGAAAAGGCGUGAGGAACCCCAACCUUUCAUUAACAGCAUGAGAUCAUCUAGGGAUGAAAAUGUUCGUUAUAAAGAAUCGGUAGUUAAUCUUCCUGGACCAAGUUUCUCAGACUCUAGGAAUCAAUUAAAAUCAAGAGAACCUCAACAUCUUAUAAAUAACAGAGGUCUAGUUCCUAUUCAAGUCCCCUAUUCUAGUCCCUUAAAGCUGGAGAAUCAAAUUUCUGCACUCAGCUCUUCAAAUCCUAGAAAUAGGGACUCUAGAGAUCAGAUUAUUAGUCCUAAAUACAACGAAAAUAUUCGUGAAUCCAAAUCUUUAGAUCCUAGAAAGCAAUCAAGGAAUGGAGAUCCCCAAACAUUCGUCAACAAUAGGGGAUCAUCUAGGGAUCAAAAUAGAGAAUCGGAGUUUAAUCGUCCUGGACAAAGUUCCUCAGAUCCCAGGGAUCCAUUAAAUCAAAGAAAAUCUCAACUUCCUAUAAAUAACAGAAGAUUGUCCAAGGAUCAAGACAAUCAAGAUCCUAGAUCUAGCUCUUCAGGUCCUAGAAAUAAGGUCUCUAAGGAACAGAUUAUUAGUUCUAAAACCCGGGUGAAUGAGAUUCGUAAUUCGGCUUCCGUGGAUCCGAGGAAAAGGAGAUCAGAAUCUGAAUCUCAGCCUUCAAAAAGUAGGGCAGAAUCACGUGAGAAUCGUACUGAUGAAUCGCAACAGAUGUCGUCUGCCUUGAAUGAUCAAUUGCUUUUCGAGAUUUUCACUUGGGGUCCUGAAGUUUUUCUGAAUAUUCAUAAAAAGGAUAUCUUGCUCAAAAGGCUUGGAAAAAUCAAAAAGAUGUCGCUCAGUUUUGCAAAUUACGCGCAUUACUGCAAGGUUAUUUUCAACAUUUUAUGUCUGGAUGUCUCUUCCCGAAUUGAAAUAGGAUUUAUGCUCAAAGGGGAAGACAAAAAAUACGAUCAGUGUUUUAUACUACCGGACGUUAUUCCAAAAAUUCAGAUAAAGGGAACAGAAGAUAAAAAUUCUUAUUUAAUACCCUUUUACCUGAGAGUUAGCGUUCCAAAUUCUGAAGACUUCACACCGCCCCACGCAGGAGAUUUACUGCAAAUUGAACUUUUGAAUGAAGAUAAACGAACUCUAAUAGUAUUUGGAUAUAUUCACAGAAUUGAGUCAAGAGGGCCGAGUGACCAGCCAAGGAAAUUAAUAACCUACCUAGUUACGAUUAUAGAUAAACGUUUUAAUAUAUGCAAAAGUCAAAUUAAGGAAGUGUGGAAUAUUUCGAAUCUAAAAUCGGCAAUGGAAUGUGCGAAAGCUGUCUCGCAGUUGAAAGACUCACCUCUUCUUCCAUCCAUAAUCCUCCCGAAUUUAAAUAUUUCUUCAGAAGGACCGCGAAAACUCUUGAGUAGGGAUGAUUUAAUUUUUCCGGGGCCGGCUUUAGACCAAGUUCAACUAAAAGCAAUUUCGCAAAUAACAGAAGCAGUUGCAAAUCCUGAGCCUCGGCUUUGCUUGAUUGAAGGAUCUCCUGGCACGGGAAAAACAACUCUUAUUUAUCAUACCAUUUUAAAGUUACUCUGGAAACCAAAGAUUAAAAUUAAGACUGAAAGGGGAGAAGUUGAAGUGAAAGUAAAAGAGGAAAAGAUGCUUGACGAUCGACCCAAGAUAUUAGUUUGUACUUCUUCAAAUGUGGAAUUUGAAGAAAUUAUAGUGAAACUUCUGGAUGUGAAUGCCCCAGAUAAUGGUAUCAAUAUGGUCCAUGUUACUUGCAAUGAAGAACCGAGCAACCGAAUAAAAACAUUGAGUUUAGAGUAUUUGGUAACAAAGUACAUUACGAAACAGCAAACGAAAUACCACCAAAUAGAGGGCCGGAAGCCCAUCAAAGAUCAAACUCAGGUUUACAAAGAAGGAAUGGAUAAACUGAAUCAGCAAUAUGAGCAGACUGGAUGUAAAUUUACAGGACUGAAGAUGACAGUUUUCAAAGUCUUUUUUCAGGCCGUAAACAAUAAUAACAUAACGGUCAGAGAUUUGACAAGACAACAAAUGCAACCAUUGUAUGAGAUAGGAAACGUGGCGCAUUUAAUGGGCGCAAAUCUAAUUUUCUGUAAUAUUGCGAAUCUCACAAAUCACGAAGCCAUGGAGCAGUUAUCUAGGCAAAAAACCAUAUCCUUGUGUAUCGUGGACGAAGCAGCACAGAUAUCAGAAUUUGAAGCAUUGAAAACUUUAUCAUUCGGGGUGAAGACUUUGGUAAUGUUGGGAGACCAAGAAAAAAGGCCGAUGGCCAACAUUUCCAAGGAACUACAAAAUUUACGAGCAGGAAGUUCACUAUUUUCUCGUCUUACAAAGAAUUUUUCGCGCGCUAAAAGAAACCCGGUAAUGAAAUUACGAACUCAGUACAGAAUAGCGAUGGAGAUUGAACGCUGGCUGAUCCAGUCAAGGGUUUUCAUGAUGGAUACAACCUCCAAUGCGGUCGAAUUGCGAGUUCCGUUUCCGCUGUAUGCCCUGCGAAUCUUCAAUCUCAGUUUUACGGAAAACUUCAUAGACAAUGAAGCCGUAUUUUCCUCGAGGAUCAUACAGUGUAUUGCGUCUUUUGGAGAUUUGCGAAGGCUGGAAAGAAAUAUCUCAGUGGGAGUAAUUAUUUCGAAUAUUGAGGCGAAGGAACGCGUGGAGCAGGAGAUUAAAAAUGUAAUGGAAUUAGUACCAGCUGGAAGAGCGCAAAUAUUCAAAAUAGAGAUAAACACUAUUGACGGAUUUUUGAAUCAUGAAAAAGACAUUAUCCUGGCAUCCUGUCUUCGAAACAGAGAUCUCAUAACUCCUGAAGGCUUUCAACGUUUCUAUUCAACAGUGACGAGGGCAAAACAUAGCCUAAUAAUUUUCGGACGCUUCGUUAAAGUCUCCAAAAUUAAAAGAAACUGCGACUGGCACCAACUUAUUGACUACGCAAGAGAAGUCGUCACCGUCUCGGCUUAUGUCGAGUACACCGAACUCAGAAGGAGUCUUAUCAGAUAAUAUAUUUAGAUUUAAUUAAUUGACUGAUAUCAGUAUUAAGUUGGCCCGAUUUUUCUGUUGCUGAGAGAGACUUUAUAUAGUAUUAAGAUGCCAUAUUUAGCAAAGUAUUCUUUAGUUUUUUGACUGCAUUUAUGAAUGUACAUGAAUUUCCGGUUUAUAGAGGGGAAAGGCAGAGAGGUGGCGGUCGCCGUGUGGUGGCGCCAGCUAUGAAGUUGGCCUAGAAUUUAAAUAAUGCAAGGCGAAAGUGUUAAAAGAAAUAUUUGUUAAAUAAUAAUUUUCUGAUAGUUCUGGGCAAAAGAUAAUAAAUCUUUCAGGUAUUUUUAAGCUUUGGAAUUAAAAAUAAUUUGCGAAAUUCAUAAAAUUCACUGCGUUUAGACGUCUUGCCCAGUGUAUUCCUACUAACCAAAACAAAUUAUUAUUCAUGCGCAAUUCAAUUAGACGUAUAAUUAUUUGUGCAAUUUUUAAAUAUCUGAA